AACCUCCUCUCUCGGCUCUCCCCAUCGCGCACCUUUGUCAGUUUCUCGCCGCCGCCGCCGAUUCGCCUUCUGCUCCUCCGGACCCCACCGCCGCGGGAGCUUCCGAAGCUCUGCCGCAGCCAUUGGAGCCGCCCCCCUGCCCCACCUCCAUGCGCGCGUCCUGGUAGAUCCCCGACCCCCCACGCCGUCGCGCGAGUCCCCGGCGCAAAGGCUAGCGGGCGGCACCCGAUGGCGUCCGUGGCGGAGCUCAAGGAGAAGCACGCCGCGGCGACGGCGUCGGUCAACUCCCUGCGCGAGCGCCUCCGCCAGCGCCGGGAGAUGCUCCUCGACACCGACGUGGCGAGGUACUCCAAGGCGCAGGGGAGGGCGCCGGUGAGCUUCAAUCCGACGGAUCUGGUCUGCUGCCGCACGCUGCAGGGCCACAGCGGAAAGGUAUAUUCUCUGGAUUGGACUCCUGAAAAGAAUUGGAUAGUCAGUGCCUCACAAGAUGGAAGGCUAAUUGUAUGGAAUGCAUUAACAAGCCAGAAAACACAUGCCAUAAAGCUGCAUUGCCCAUGGGUGAUGACGUGUGCUUUUGCACCCAAUGGCCAGUCGGUUGCCUGUGGUGGUCUAGAUAGUGCAUGCUCUAUUUUCAAUCUUAACUCGCAAGCAGACAGAGAUGGGAACAUGCCUGUAUCUAGAAUUCUUACUGGACACAAGGGCUAUGUUUCGUCAUGCCAAUAUGUCCCAGAUCAGGAAACUCGCCUUAUUACAAGCUCAGGCGAUCAGACAUGUGUUCUGUGGGAUGUUACUACUGGCCAGAGGAUAUCAAUAUUUGGAGGUGAAUUUCCAUCAGGGCAUACAGCUGAUGUUCAAAGUGUAUCCAUCAACUCAUCAAAUACGAAUAUGUUUGUCUCUGGCUCAUGUGAUGCAACUGUGAGGCUGUGGGAUAUAAGAAUUGCAAGUCGGGCUGUUCGAACCUAUCAUGGACAUGAGGCUGAUGUUAACAGUGUGAAGUUUUUCCCUGAUGGCCAUAGGUUUGGUACUGGCUCAGAUGAUGGCACAUGUAGAUUAUUUGACAUGAGAACAGGGCAUCAACUUCAGGUGUACAGUAGGGAGCCUGCUAGGAAUGAUAAUGAACUACCUACUGUUACAUCUAUCGCAUUUUCGAUAUCAGGAAGGCUACUUUUUGCUGGGUACUCCAAUGGUGACUGUUAUGUGUGGGACACACUUCUUGCCGAGGUGGUACUUAAUUUGGGAAACCUCCAGAACUCCCAUGAUGGUCGGAUAAGUUGCCUUGGAAUGUCAUCUGAUGGGAGUGCAUUGUGUACAGGAAGUUGGGACAAAAAUUUGAAGAUUUGGGCCUUCAGUGGACACCGGAAAAUAGUUUGAAGCCACAUUUCUUCGCCAUGUUGUAUGUUUGUUAUUGCGCCUUAAGAAUGGUGAUUGCUGAUCACAACUCGACUUGUUCCUGGGCAUCGAUUUGUUGUUUUUGUAGUAUAGAAUCUUGUGUACCAUGCCCAACGUUCAAUGGAGUGAAAAAGAGCAAUUUCUCGGCAAGACAUCAUGUGUUGUAUCUUGUUGAGUUAGUGUCUGUUGAUACUGUUAUUACCAGAAUAUCAGCAACUUGUGAUCUACCCUUUCUUUGUACAACCUUUCUUCUUUUCGAGUUAGAGAAGUAGCAUGUAUAUUCCGAAACCAAGCUUUCAGUUUAUCUUUUGCCAAAUUAGGAACAUUAGCUUCCUGUGACGUAUGCAUUAUUUCCACGUUUAGGAAUGUUGUAUUCUUACCUGGUACUAGUUAUUUGUGUGUUUGGUUGAGUCA
This is a messenger RNA of Panicum hallii, 1803 nucleotides long. RefSeq names its product guanine nucleotide-binding protein subunit beta. The record is from RefSeq and is a predicted model, not a curated record. The transcript is spliced from 6 exons. Gene Ontology annotation, molecular function: signaling receptor complex adaptor activity; protein binding. Gene Ontology annotation, cellular component: heterotrimeric G-protein complex; cytoplasm. NCBI's taxonomy places the organism in Eukaryota, Viridiplantae, Streptophyta, Magnoliopsida, Poales, Poaceae. Bases 229 to 1371 code for a protein of 380 amino acids. Gene Ontology annotation, biological process: G protein-coupled receptor signaling pathway.